UUGAAGAGACUUUAUACACAAAACACACAUUGAAACAUUUCGGAGUGUUUACUUUCAAAAUCUCGACGAUAUGGACAUGAUUUCGCUUUGUAGGAAGCGUGUCAAUUUGGAUUCACCAGAGACUAAGCGGAGAAGCCCACGAAUAGCUCAAAAAACUGUCACGACUGCUAAGAAAACUGUCGAUGUACCGUCCAAUGGCGACAAAUGUUUUUCAAAUAUUGACCGCUCAGCGCCGGCAAUCUCACAAAGUCCAAAUAACGGAAUUGUCCUGAGAAUAUUGGCGAAACCGGGCGAAAAGGAAAGCAGAAUAACAGACAUUACAGAAUAUAGUAUUGGACUUCAAAUUGGUGCUCCUGCCAGGGAGAUAGAGGCAAAUGCUGAACUGGUCAAUUAUCUUGCGAGGGUAUUGCAAGUGAGAAAAACGAACAUUAUCGUUGAAAAAGGUUUGAGAUCUCAGAUUAAGUCAGUGUUGGUAAAUAAAAAUGGCAUGACUGUUGAUAGAGUGAGAGCUUUGAUAGAGAAAGAAAUGAGAAAAGGUGCAGAAUCAUUUGAUCUAAACAUUUAACAUCAGUUGUAUAAAGAAUAAUGUACAUACAACUUACUGAAUUUCCCACUUCCAUAUUA
Messenger RNA from Dendronephthya gigantea, 624 nucleotides. Its product is annotated as UPF0235 protein C15orf40-like. Lineage: Eukaryota; Metazoa; Cnidaria; Anthozoa; Malacalcyonacea; Nephtheidae. The record is from RefSeq and is a predicted model, not a curated record. The transcript has 2 exons. Gene Ontology annotation, cellular component: cytoplasm. Bases 71 to 565 code for a protein of 164 amino acids.